Molecule: messenger RNA, 1212 nt
Organism: Oldenlandia corymbosa var. corymbosa
Lineage: Eukaryota; Viridiplantae; Streptophyta; Magnoliopsida; Gentianales; Rubiaceae
Source: the annotation of a GenBank genome assembly
CUUUUAUCUUCUUCUUUUUUUUCAGUGUGUCAGAACAGCUACUAAUUCACAUAAAUAUCUAUAACCCCCCAAGAAGAAACACGUUAUGUACACUUGAUAGUAAUUUAACAGAAUAUUAGUUGGGUCAGAAAAGAAAUCCAUCAUCCAAAUCACUCCAGAAGAAAGGAAUGGAAAAGCAGAAGCAGCAACAUUUUGUGCUGAUACAUGGUGCAUGCCAUGGAGCUUGGUGUUGGUUCAAGCUCAAACCACUGUUGGAGUCAGCCGGCCACCAGGUCACGGCCCUUGACCUUUCGGCUUCUGGAAUCAACCUGAAAAUGAUCGAAGAAAUCUAUACAUUUGAGGAAUAUAGUCUUCCUUUGCUUGAAUUCAUGGCUUCUCUUCCGGCUAGUGAAAAAGUCAUUCUUGUUGGCCAUAGUCUUGGGGGCCUAAACAUAGCUCUUGCUUCAGACAAGUUUCCUGAUAAAGUUCUGGUUGCUAUUUUCCUGACAGCUUUCAUGCCAGAUUGUAUACAUUCUCCCUCAUAUCCUUUGGAUCUGUUCUUCGAGCAAACCUCGGCUGAAGAAUUCAUGGACACAGAGUUCAAGUCUUUUGGUACCCCAGAAAGGGCCCAAUCUACUAUGUUUUUUGGGACUCAGUUGUUGGCCUCCAAAGCUUACCAACUAACCUCCACUCAGGAUCUUGAGUUGGCUAAAUUUUUGGUAAGACCAAGUUCAACAUUUGUUGAAGAUUUGUCAAAGGCAAAUCCUUUUUCCAAAGAAGGUUACGGAUCAGUGAAAAGGGCUUAUAUCAUAUGUGCGGAGGAUUUAGGGUUAACAAAAGAGUUUCAAAGCAUGCUGAUUGAAAGAGUUGGAGUCUCCAUUGUGAAAGAGUUGAAAGAUACGGAUCACAUGGCUAUGCUCUGCAAGCCCCGUCAACUUUGUCAAGCACUUAAAGAAAUAACUGAUGAAAUCACAACAUCAUGUACUAUAAACCCAUAGAUAGACUGAUUUUAAUUUCAAUCCAUCUAGUUUUAGUUAACAAAGUUUGUUCUUCAAUCUUAUUAGAACAUUGCUCCUGAAAUCUUGACAAGCUGCAGUAAGGAUGUAUCAUCAAAAUUCAGGGCUAUAAAACCGUCUUUAGACUAAAACCUAGAGGAAGCAUCUAGAGUUUUAUGUAUAAGGAAAGAAAUAAUUCAAAGCAUUUCUCCAUUAAUUCGAUCCUAAUAAAUCAUGG